Fusarium coffeatum is the source of this 345-nucleotide messenger RNA. RefSeq lists its product as uncharacterized. The transcript has 2 exons. Bases 1 to 345 code for a protein of 114 amino acids. The record is from RefSeq and is a predicted model, not a curated record. Lineage: Eukaryota; Fungi; Ascomycota; Sordariomycetes; Hypocreales; Nectriaceae.
AUGCCUUCCACCAUCAUGGCCAACUCAUGCCAGCUAGAACAUCAUGACACACUAUCGGGGAGGAAAGGCGAAUCCUUCCACCCACCCACUCUAGCAAUGCGUGGUCUACCGCGCAUGGCCAAGACUAUCAUGCGUGGUAAUAUUUAUCUCUUCCAAUCUCCUGCCAGUCAUGGUGGCCUUUGCAUUGCAGGGCAUCGACGUGCUUCGGCCUCAACACAGAUCGAUCCUGAUCACAUCCUGUCAUCUCAUUCAAAACGUGACGACUUACAAGACACGUUCUUGGACGCAGUCGAGGUGAAGAGACCUACCGUUGUCUUCAAGAAGAAGCUCUGGAAUUCCGCAUGA